This is a messenger RNA of Paramacrobiotus metropolitanus, 2034 nucleotides long. RefSeq lists its product as uncharacterized. NCBI's taxonomy places the organism in Eukaryota, Metazoa, Tardigrada, Eutardigrada, Parachela, Macrobiotidae. The record is from RefSeq and is a predicted model, not a curated record. The coding region runs from base 874 to 1686 and encodes 270 amino acids. The transcript has 6 exons.
GCGGAUGGUGGUGCUGGCAGUUGCUUCCUUCCGUCCGGACUCGGUAGCGACUAGCGAGUUGGUGUCGCUUCAAGUGUUUCUGUAAUCGGAGCGCCGGCCACGGUGGCCAGUCCGGUGGAAUACGCAACCGGAAAAACCGGUUGUGCACUGCGCUGUACGCUGCGCGUAAGUAUUUAAAAUUAGCCGUGGCCAGUGCCGCCGUUAGACCGGUCCGCCCACUCAUCGAUCAGCACAGGUACGAUGUACACUGUACAGUAUCAACUCACCUGUACGACGGCCGCUCGCAGUCGCAGCGCAUACCGGAAAGGAAAGGUAAAGCCAGUCAGCGCCGUGAAAAUAUCGAUUAUGCGCGGCAAGCCAUCUUUUUCCGGCAUUGCCGUGGCGUGCCGUCACGAGGCUGUCGCUAAAGCAUACGCUGCAUAGCAGCCCCACUAGGGAAGCAGCCUCGUGACGCUAGUGGAGAGUUUCUGUCGUUAACCUUCACUGCAUUGUAUUGGCACACAUUUGAACGUUGUGGUCUGGUUUACGUGCGUGCAGUUGCACUGCCAACUCGACUGAUUUUUCUCUCACCAUCACUCUGCUUUGAAUUUGGAGAGUUGGUUGGCUUGAGAGAUCGCGAAGACGGAAAGAAAGCGCUUUGUUAUUACGAACGGUAACCACGUUUUUCUAUAUGUCCACGCGGUCGAAUUCAACACGGCCACCGGAAGUACAAGGCGAGCGGUUCUCACGCUGAUUAAUUUAUUUGUCACGGAUUUUCGUUAUUCCUUUAUGCGGAGAAGGAAGAGAAUGUAGGAUCGAUGUGGCGGCGCGGAUGCAGAUGAUAUUCAUAUACAGUUUUAUAUAUAUCAGUGGAUUAAGUUAUCUUUCAACUGCAUGAUGGAUCGUUCGGCGCAGAUGUUGGUGGCGCUGGUUGUUUUGUACGUCAUCAUCGUGGCGCUCGGCGUCCCGCAGGCCGUCGGCAUGGGCCUGGUCACGACGCGGCUGGCGGGUUGUCCGCUGUUCAGCGAGCUGACGUCGCCCGGCUUCCCGGUGCCGGCGCUGUACGGCACGGUGCACAACUGCAACUACGUCACGUAUAUGCCCGUCAUCAUCUCCGUCAUCCUCGGCCUCAUCCUCUUUAUCUACCACUUGUCGUUGUUGGUACAAGCCUUGCGUCGGCCCGGCAUCAUACCAGCGGAAACGUCGGCGGUGCCGUUCGUGGUGAUUUCCCUGUUGGGACUGGUGCUGACGCUGAUCGGCGCCGGCAUCCUGGAGGCGGGCCUGUACUGGUUCUGCCAGUCCAACAAGGUCAUCGCCGCCCGCUUCAUCAACGUCCCCAUCACCUGCGUCCCCGGGGAGGCCACCGUGGCGCUCUUCCGCGGCUACGACCCCUACUACGACCUCCUCACCUCCGAGGUGUCGUACUGGUUGGCCGUGGCGGCCUGGCUGCUGGCCUUUAUCUUCAGUAUCCUGCGCUGGACGGCGCUGCGGCGCGAGCGCGGCCAGGGCGACGACCUGCGCGCGACGACCGCCAGCGGGCAGCGGCCGGGCGGACAGGCCUUCGGCGGCGUCUCCUUAUUGGCCGACAAGUUCAAGAAGCGCCCCGUGGAGACCGUCACGCCCACCAAGGUCAUCCCUGUCGGACAGACGAUGGCCGGCAGCACGCUGUACGAGACCAAGGUCAAACCCCUGGAGACCGCCGCAUAAGCUGAGCGGAGGGACGGGCGGGAAAUGCAAAGGGAAUGCCGGCCGUUACCUGCCUCCGCGUGAUCAAGACGCUUACGCGGCCAGCGAAUGAUUCCCCUGAAUUAUAUUGUCAAGCGCACUGCGAACAUUAAUGCCCACACCGGUGACUGUACAAUACUGCACUUGUUCAUAUACGUAAAUGUUAAAACAUUAACAUUCUUCUCUGUUUUUUUUUUGUAUUAUUCUACACUCAGGGUUCCGUUCGACGGCUAUUAAAUUUUUCCUGAUUAGCACGUGAAUAAUUGUACGUACAAAUGGUACAAUUCUCUGCAGAUAACCGAUACGAGUAUUAAAUAAACGAAAGUGCUA